Molecule: messenger RNA, 3191 nt
Organism: Clupea harengus (Atlantic herring)
Lineage: Eukaryota; Metazoa; Chordata; Actinopteri; Clupeiformes; Clupeidae
Gene: mark1
Product: MAP/microtubule affinity-regulating kinase 1
Exons: 18
Coding region: 752-3118 (788 amino acids)
Biological process (GO): intracellular signal transduction; protein phosphorylation
Cellular component (GO): cytoplasm
Molecular function (GO): protein serine/threonine kinase activity; ATP binding
Source: RefSeq, a predicted model, not a curated record
GCUCGCCCGGUUACGAAUAUAAUGACAAGCGCCAUUCAAUGAACCGAGUUGUUGAUUUGAAUCGGCGCAAAUGCGUAAUAAGGACCCCUAACCAAUAGAUGGUGAUGUCGCGCUUGACACCUUUGAGAUGGAGGUUCCUGCAUAAAAAUUGAGAUUUAACUUAAACACAGAUUACAACGGCAGACUUAAAUUACAAAUUUCAUUUAAAGGGGAUUUUGCUAUACACCCGACACUGGGUCUACAUUUGAGUGAGGAUAUUUCGAGCAUUUUCAAAGAGAAAAUAAUCUCUUUGAUCAUAGCCUAUGGCCGAAACUGGAUUUUUUUUUCCACUUCGCACUGGUCAACCCGACCAUAAACAACAACAAACUAAACAAACGUUGCAUUCGAUCAUCAGCUGAGGUUGGCUGAAUUUCACAGACGGCUGCAAAUAAGAAUGCCCCCCUCUUCCUAGUCGAGGCUGUUGGGUGGAUCAAUGCUUGGCGCACUGUUCAGUUCAAACUCAUCUUCCACGGAGCCCGCUAUUCGCUUCCUCUGCUUACUACCUGGGUCGCAUCUAUAGGUCAAGGCCCGUGUUAGCACUGCGAGGGGGACCAGAAGAUGGAUUUGUAGUUUGGACUAUUACCGAUCAGUCGGUCUGGUUGGAAAUGUUGGUGUUCUAGCAAGUGGAGUUGGAAAAAUAUCAUCCUCCCUAGAAGUGCUGUUCUCUACGCUGCCUUGUUCGGUAUUUUUAGAAGAGGCCUGAAAGCACAAAAUGUCGACCAGAACGCCAUUGCCCACUGUGAAUGAACGCGAUACCGAAAAUCACACCUCCGUGGAUGGCGACCCAAAGCCGCCCGCCCCGCCCACCAAGUCUGCCAGUCGGCAGAGUCUGGCCCGGUGCAGGAACUCCAUCUCCUCCCUCACCGAUGAGCAGCCCACCGUCGGCGACUACAGGCUGCUCAAGACCAUCGGGAAGGGCAACUUCGCCAAAGUCAAACUGGCACGCCACGUGCUGACGGGGAGAGAGGUAGCAGUGAAGAUCAUUGACAAGACGCAGUUAAACCCAACUAGUCUGCAAAAGGUAAGUAAGCUCUUUCGUGAAGUAAGGAUCAUGAAGUUCUUGAACCACCCUAAUAUAGUUAAAUUAUUUGAAGUGAUUGAGACGGACAAGACGCUUUAUUUAAUUAUGGAGUAUGCCAGUGGAGGAGAAGUAUUUGACUACUUGGUUGCACAUGGGAGAAUGAAGGAGAAAGAAGCUCGAGCAAAGUUCCGUCAGAUUGUGUCAGCAGUGGAAUAUUGUCAUCAGAAGAAGAUAGUCCAUAGAGACCUGAAGGCUGAGAACCUGCUCCUAGAUGCAGACAUGAACAUAAAGAUAGCAGACUUUGGCUUCAGUAACGAGUUCACCAUCGGCAACAAGCUGGACACAUUCUGUGGCUCCCCGCCCUACGCCGCCCCGGAGCUCUUCCAGGGGAAGAAGUACGACGGGCCCGAGGUGGACGUGUGGAGCUUGGGGGUCAUCCUCUACACGCUGGUCAGCGGCUCGCUGCCCUUCGACGGGCAGAACCUCAAGGAGCUGAGAGAAAGGGUGCUUCGGGGGAAGUAUCGUAUCCCCUUCUACAUGUCUACUGACUGUGAGAACCUGCUGAAGAAACUACUUGUGCUCAACCCUGGCAAGCGUGGCAGUCUGGAGCAAAUCAUGAAGGAUCGCUGGAUGAACACCAGCCAUGAAGAGGAGGAGCUCAAACCCUACUCAGAACCAACGCCUGACUUCAGUGAUCCUGAUAGGAUAGAAAUGAUGAUCACUAUGGGCUUCCCAAAGGAUAAAGUCACAGAGUCACUCGUGGGCCAGAAAUAUGAUGACAUCAUGGCCACAUACCUGCUGCUGGGAAGGAAACGAGCUGAGUUUGAGGGGAGUGAGUCGCUGUCCAGCAUGAACUUGUCCCAGAGGGCCCGGCCCAGCAGUGACCUCAACAACAGCUCUGCCCAGUCACCGGCCCACACCUCCAAGGUCCAGCGCAGCACAUCAGCCAGUCAGAAGCAGCGGCGCUAUAGCGACUAUGUGGCGCCCUCUAUCCCCCCAUCCGUGUCUUACACCAAGCGAGCGCAGGCCAACAGUGUGGAGGGCGAAAAGAAGGAAGACUGGGACGCCGCACGCAAGCUGCCCACCUCCGGCUCCAAGGGAGAGGUGCUCGCCUCUCCGCUCGUUGCCCAGGAGCACAGGAGGUCCACCACCACCGCCUCAGGGACCAGCGCUGCAGGAGCGAUGACGCGGAGGAACACGUACGUGUGUGAGCGCUCCAGCACUGAACGAUACUCUGCCGUCCCCAAUGGAAAAGACAGCAGUCUAACUGAGAUGUCGGCCUCAGCCAGUGGCACAUCUCCAUCCUCAGGCAUGGCCUCCACACGGCCUCGUCACAUGAAGUCCAUGUCUGCCUCAGGGCACCCUGUGAAGUCCCCUCUCCCGCCCAUAGAGGACAACACUGAGUACAAAGGGUCCAACAGCCGUGUCCCCACAGCGUCCCCUUCAGCCCACAGCAUCAGCAGCAGCACUCCUGACCGCACCCGUUUCCCGCGGGGCACAUCCAGUCGCAGUACCUUCCACGGCGGGCAGCUCCGAGACCGCCGCAGUGCCACCUACAACGGGCCGCCCGCCUCGCCCUCUCUCUCCCACGACACCGGGGCUCUUGCCCAGGCCCGCCGCGGCACCUCCACGGGCAUCAUCAGCAAGAUCACCUCCAAGUUUGUGCGCAGGGUUCCCGGUGAGGGUGAGGCCAGGCCCCGGACUGACAGCCUGAGGAGCGCGUCGUGCGAGCCCAAGGAAGAUGGCCGUGACUCCAAGCCCCGCUCCCUGCGCUUCACGUGGAGCAUGAAGACCACCUCCUCCAUGGAGUCCUCCGACAUGAUGCGGGAGAUCCGCAAGGUCCUGGACGCCAACAACUGUGACUACGAGCAGCGCGAGCGCUUUCUGCUCUUCUGCGUCCACGGCGACGCCCGGCAAGACUGCCUGGUCCAAUGGGAGAUGGAGGUGUGCAAGCUGCCCCGCCUCUCGCUCAACGGCGUGCGCUUCAAGAGAAUAUCCGGCACCUCCAUCGCCUUCAAAAACAUUGCAUCUAAAAUAGCCAAUGAGCUGAAGCUCUGAUGGGGAGAAAGUGACCCAACACAAACGGGAGAAGAAGAAUAGAAGAGUUCUCAACGUGCACAUGGAGGGGGGG